AUGAUUCAAUCGCUUUAUAAAACUGGCAUUCAAAUGGGCUGCAUCCAUCUACCUGGGCACAGCUGGACAUCAUUGCCUCACAAAAUUUCAACAACAACAGUUGAACAACGACAGCAACAAAUGCAUUUCAAUCCAUCCCGAGCUACGCCCUUUGCUAUGGAUCAUGAAGACGAACAAGAGAUGAAGCCAGCAGCAGUCGGGGCCGACAUGGCCGUGCCCACAACUCUGCACAAUCUGCAAGUAGAUGACAAGAGGAACUUUGAAAAGGGAGAAUCCGAUAUGCCUCGAAACUAUGAAGUGAAGACACCAGAUGUCAUUUGUGGAAAUCGUGGGUCCAAAGAAACAUACUCUCAUCCAGGCAAUGAGAGAUUUCGCGUCAUGAUAGAGAUGCGUCUUCAGAAAUACAGUCAAUCAACUAGGAAGGGCAAAUCAGAUAUUGUCAAGGAGAUUGUGGGCGCCGUUCGAGACUACGGCGGGCACUUUGUCAGACAAGAUGACGAUGGCCAAUGGAUUGACAUUGGCAAUCAUAAAGCAAGGGAGAAGUGUGGGCAUGCUAUCCGCGCGGCCUUGACCAAAAACAAAACGCAACGUCUUGAGGGUCGGGACUCCAUGUCAACCGGUUCCGGUUAUGCUUCCGCACCGACAAUACCGACUAGCAACCGAGCUGCAAUGCCACGCCGUUCCUCUUCCAUCAGUCAGCUAUCUAGACAAAGCUCCAAUUGUUCAUCUCCCACCAAUCAGAUGGCCAGUGAAGCCAGUGAAGCCAAAGUGGCAAGCGAAGAUGCUAGUGCGGAAAACGCACGCCAAGGCUACGUGUCCGAGUUCGAGCGUUCGUUGCUACUUCAAGAAACGGUUGGUCUGCUGGGGAAAAGGGACGUUGAGGAAUACGAGUCCGAGCAUGAAGAUGGUGCGCAGACAGAUGGCAAUGACCAGUUCCUUGAGUAUGAAAGGAUGAAACGACGAAAGUUUUAA
Molecule: messenger RNA, 972 nt
Organism: Seminavis robusta
Lineage: Eukaryota; Bacillariophyta; Bacillariophyceae; Naviculales; Naviculaceae
Source: the annotation of a GenBank genome assembly